Lingula anatina is the source of this 1449-nucleotide messenger RNA. RefSeq lists its product as uncharacterized. The record is from RefSeq and is a predicted model, not a curated record. Gene Ontology annotation, molecular function: protein binding; zinc ion binding. NCBI's taxonomy places the organism in Eukaryota, Metazoa, Brachiopoda, Lingulata, Lingulida, Lingulidae.
AUGAAAGAUCUGAAAACCCCAGAGGGGAGACUUUGUGAGUAUUGUAAGCAUAAAGAGGCCAUUUUGCUGUGCCAAGGUUGUCCCAAAACUAACCAAUUGUGCGCUACAUGCCGUGAAUUGCAUGACAGCAUUCCGGCAUUAAAUGGACAUCACUUUGUACCUUUAUCACAAUUCGAUUUCUCAGUUAACCCAUCUAACAUCCGUGAACAAUUACGUCACGUAUUAGAUAAAGCUCAAUACUGCGACAAACACGACGGCGAGUUGCUAACAUUAUAUUGUGAAGAGGAUGACAACGUGGCAUGCAGAGAUUGUAUUUUAGAAACUCACAGUAAACAUGACUUUAAAAAAAUUGGAGAUGUGGUGAAGGGUCAACGGGAGUUAAUACAAGAAAAACUGAGAUGUCUCCCAAGUGCAAAGCCGUCUCAUUAUGAAAUUGCAGAGAAAGCCAUUGUACGAACGGAAGAGAGGCUGACAGAAAAUCAGUCAAACGUACUUAGUUUGGUGGAUUCUCAAAAAUUAGCUAUGACGAAGGAGAUAAUGGAAAACAGUGAAACCAUUGAAAGAGAACUAAGCACUUAUUACCAACAAGUAGAGAAAGACGUACGUCGACAGAUCGACGAGUAUUUAACAAGUAUGAAACACCAUUUGGAAACGUACCAAACAAAAGUACUGUCAGAUUAUAUCGAAAUGCAGAAAGUUAUAGAUGACAAAAGCAACGAAAUAACGGCCGAAGUUAUGGCACUCACCUCCACGCAGUUGAAGACUUUAGAAGCUGAAAAGGACAAGCAAGAAAUUGACAAGAUUUCCAUCCAGAGCAUUCGUGAAUUCGCCCAGCAGCUCACAACCAACGGAUCUGCCAUCGAGGUCAUGACUCACUCUAAAAAACUCCAAGCUAGAAUCCAGGAGUUGCAGACAGUAGAACCAGUCUUUGAUACCAAGAUCACCGACGUAACAUUAACACCAGGUCUAACAGAAAUGGACCGUGUGCUACAGUUUCCUAAAAUCCCUGAACCAAAACCGCUGUCCAUCAAAACAGGGUCCAUCACGGCCAAAACAUACCGCGAUCCCUUGGAUGCAUGUUUUGGAAGUUUGAAACAAGAGGGAGCGCACUGUCCCGAGCUGAUGUGUUUUCAGAAGGCAACAUGGUUUGGCACUCCAGAGCGGAAAUUUUGUUUUAAUAUUAAGGGCUGGCCACUGUGGGACAUCCAGUGUACAGAUGACGGGUGUAUUUUAGUUGGACAUAGUGAUGCAGUGUCAGUUUUCUCCAGUGCAGCUGACCGUGAUAAUGACAGGGUGGUUGUCCUUGGUCUAGACGGAACAUUUUUACGUAACAUUUUGACAAAAAGCGACAACACUGAGCUGCCUUUGUCCGUCUCUAUCGCCAGUAACGGGGAGCUUGUUGUUGGAUCCGCCAGAGGAAAAGUAUCCACGUAUAAGUACAUCGCUUAG